Molecule: messenger RNA, 846 nt
Organism: Soboliphyme baturini
Lineage: Eukaryota; Metazoa; Nematoda; Enoplea; Dioctophymatida; Soboliphymatidae
Source: the annotation of a GenBank genome assembly
UUGUUUCAGAAUGCCUUUUUCCUGGAUGCUACCUGGUGCCUUCCUCUGAUCAAAGUAUACGAAUUUGUUCCUUGUGCCAAACUUGGCAUCAACGUUAGGUCAAAAGAUGGCUUUCUGGUAGUCACAUACGUCGAACCAGAUUCAGUGGCAGAUGAAGACGCGAAAAUCGAAGUUGGCGACGUGAUUCAGAGUAUAUACGACAUAAGCCUAAGGAAUGGAACGAAGCGACAACUAGUCAACAUGGUAGCUGCAUGCAAAGACAUGCCUGUUGUUUUGACGGUCAUAAAGUGUAUUGGUAGAGACAACAAAAUAUAUCCGCCAUUGCAUCGCACGCUAGAUGACCUCGGAUUUUCGUCGCAUCACCUGAUGGUCAAACAUCGACAGCGAAUUGAAGAACUCACUUUCUCAUUCACUGAGCCUCCAAGGAACUCUUCCACUUCUGCUUACGGCGCUGUGCAGGACAACGAUUCGUUGCGUGCUCUCUAUCUAGGUUGUCUUGAACUUACAGGCUCUGGCAGCGUGAACAAACUGGGCAACUGCAUUCUGGAAGUUUUGGAUCAAAACCGCGAUAAGACAGCGGUUACACUUCACAUCGGUUCGUUAGGAUUAAUGGUCAUUUAUGAAGAAACGGAACAAAUUUUGUUCUGUCGCGGAUAUCCUGAAAUAUCUGCAUGCGGUCGAAGAUUGGACCGGCCAAAGAUUUUUGCUGUUAUUGUUGGUGAAAAAGCGUGCUUUAAUUCCAAGAAUUUCGUAUGUUACGUCUUCGAAGCGGAAUCCGAACUUCUUGUAAAGUCAGUCAUCGAAGUCGUUGCAAAAGGAUUUCAUCGGACACAUUGGGCUGUUUAA